Molecule: messenger RNA, 1344 nt
Organism: Pollicipes pollicipes
Lineage: Eukaryota; Metazoa; Arthropoda; Thecostraca; Pollicipedomorpha; Pollicipedidae
Product: MICOS complex subunit Mic60
Exons: 6
Coding region: 47-871 (274 amino acids)
Biological process (GO): cristae formation
Cellular component (GO): MICOS complex
Source: RefSeq, a predicted model, not a curated record
GCACCGCCAGCAGCUGGAGGCGCUGCAGACGGAGCUGGAGCACGAGAUGCGGCAGCAGCUGCGCCGGCAGGCCGGUGCCCACUCUGACCACCUGCAGGACGUGCUGGCCGUGCAGGAGCGUGAGCUGAAGCGGCGCUUCGAGGCGGCGCACGAGGACCGGCUGCGCGCCGAGCGGCACAAGUUCCAGGCCGAGCUGGCCGUCGUCAUGGGCGAGCUGAAGGGUGUCCGGGACGCCAUCACAGCGCGCGCCGAUCUGGACCGGGCGGCGCACCACGCGCAGGAGAUGUGGGUGGCGUGUCAGGGCCUGAAGCAGGCCAUCCGCACCGGCCAGCUGGGCGCCGCCAGCUGGCAGCAGCAGCUGAAGCCGCUGCGGGACGAGGUGGCCGCCAUCCGGCAGGUGGCAGGCGAGGCCAACCGCUUCGUGGAGUCGGUGCUGACCAGCCUGCCAGAGGAGGUGCUGGAGCGCGGCGUGUACACCGAGGACGCCCUGCGCGAGCGCUUCUGCAAGGUGGAGCGGCUCUGCAAGCGGGUCAACAUGAUCGACGACGAGGGCGGCAGCCUCUUCAAGUACGCCCUCAGCUACCUGCAGUCGCUACUGGUGGUGGACGCGUUCGAGCGGCUGCCGGGCAAGGAGCAGCGCGACGAGUCGAUCAGCCCCAAGCUCAACACGUACGAAAUCAUCGCGCGAGCCAGGUACUGCGUGGACAAGGACGACCUUCUUCAGGCGGUGCGCUACAUGAGCCUGCUGCAGGGUGAGCCGCGGCUCGUGGCCUCCGACUGGGUGCGCGACACCCGCCUCAUGCUGGAGGCUCGCCAAGCGGCCGACGCGCUGCUCGCGCACGCGGCCGCCACAGGCCUGCAGGCGCUCUGAGGAAACCCUAGUUGCGCCGCGCGCCGCUAGAUGUCAGUAUAUAUGCGUCGUGAUGGGUGCAGCGGAGAGCGAACGCGUCGUGAGGGGUGUCGCUUCGGAGGUGGUUGCUGCGGCGGUCUGCUGGUGAGGCCCGAGCAGUCUGUUCAAGGGUACGUGGUCAAGAGCUUCACGUAGAUGUGCCGUGACGACCUAUCGCGAGGCAUCGGGCUGUUUUCCCGCAUCGCGCGGAUAGGUUGGGAACGUGCAGGCGCCUCGGUGCGUGUGUGUUGCAUACAUGCGUCCCUGCGUCCUCGACCACCGGUUUUUCAGUUACGUCUCGAUGAACCACGUGGUCGGAGGUUAGGGUUUCGCCACAGAGCAUGGCUGGGAAUUUGAGCUGUCCUUAACACCGCCCGAUGCCCCUGUGAUCGCGCAGUUCGGUGCGUUGUGUUGGUCGUGGUUGGACCGGCUACCGAAUAAACAAUGCAUUGCCA